This is a messenger RNA of Funneliformis geosporum, 125 nucleotides long. The record is from the annotation of a GenBank genome assembly. NCBI's taxonomy places the organism in Eukaryota, Fungi, Glomeromycota, Glomeromycetes, Glomerales, Glomeraceae.
AAAAUCGUAAGCCUGAUUUCUUAAAAACACCAGAGCAUUCGAUGGGGCUACAACUUGACAUUCCUUAUUACCACUAUGGGUUUGCAAUCGAAGUGCAAGGAGAACAACAUAGAAUUCUUUCAUAG